UUUUUUUUUUAUCCUUUGCUGUAGGAAUGGGAUUGUGACUUCAUAUUGUGCUAUAAAUUGAUUCUCCUUUCUCUCAAAUUUUAACUGUGGGAGCAAUAGAAUAUUUUGUGACCACCAUGGAGAUACAGACUUGUGGCAAGCCCAUUGAUUCCUUGCUGGAGAAGGUGCUUUGCAUGAACAUUCUGUCAUCUGAUUACUUCAAGGAGCUCUAUCGGUUAAAGACAUACCAUGAAGUUAUUGAUGAGAUUUACAAUCAAGUUGAUCACGUAGAGCCAUGGAUGACAGGAAAUUGUCGUGGCCCUUCAACUGCUUUUUGCCUUCUCUACAAGUUCUUCACCAUGAAGCUGACUGUCAAACAAAUGCACGGGCUACUAAAACACCCCGAUUCACCUUACAUUAGAGCGAUUGGAUUUCUGUAUCUGAGAUAUGUCGCUGAUCCGAAAAUUCUGUGGAGCUGGUAUGAGCCUUAUGUUAAAGAUGAUGAGGAAUUUUCUCCUGGAUCCAAUGGUCGAAUGACUACAAUGGGUGUAUAUGUUCGUGAUCUGCUUCUUGGACAGUAUUACUUUGACACCCUCUUUCCACGCAUCCCUGUGCCUGUACUGCGGCAGGUAACGACUAAUCUUGAAAAGUUGAAGCUACCUACUACACAUUCUGGUUCAACAGGUGAAACUACCCGUCAUGGUUCUGAUGAUACUGCCCGUCGACCACCCUCUGUAAAAGCAGCCCUGUCAGUGUCUUUUGGGCAGCGUGCACCACAUCGUGCCUCCACAAGGGAUUCUUCACCUAUCCGCCGUACAGCACCUGCCCCUCACGAAAGAAAUGGCAGUGAUGACAUAAGAAGAUCUCGCAGCCAGAGUCGUGAAUAUUCUGACCGGGACCGAGACCGAGACAGGUCGAGGUCCAGGGACAGGGAUCGAGACCGAGAAAGGGACAGGGAUCGAGAACGUGAAAGGGACAGGGAUCGGGAGCGUGAUAGGGACAGGGAUAGGGACAGAUAUCGUGACCGAGAUAGGAGCAGGGACUUGGAUCGAGAGCGGGAUCGGGAAAGAUACCGGGAUCGGGAUAGGGAUUAUGAGAGGGACAGACACAGGAGAGACAGGGAUCGGGAAAGAGAUAGAGAGCGAAGUUACGAUUACGAUAGGAGGUCUCGGUAUCCCGAGAGGGAAGGCAGUCGGGAUUAUGACAAUGGCAGUAGGCGUCAUCGUAGUAGGAGCAGGAGCCGAAGUAGAAGUAGGAGCAGGAGUAGAAGUCAGAGCUUGCAAGCUGGCACUGCACGGUUCGACUCACGGUCUAGUCCACAGAGAGAUGGAGGCAAGAAGGCUUCUGCAUCCAGUAAUCUAGCUAAACUUAAAGAUAUGUAUGGCGAUUUAGGCGAUAAUAAAGGAGAUGCCAACGUGGAACGUAUCCCUAGAAGGGAUAAUGGAGGUGAAGAGGUUAUUCGACUUGGUGGUUCUAAUUGGAGGUAUUGAUAGGCAUUAUGGAAUUGCUUGUAUGGGAUCUUUUCAUUUGUCUGUCUUUCUUGGUUGACAAACUGUUAUGAUUCAUUAAUGGGAUCUAUAUAGAUAAUGUAUACUAAAUUUGUUCCUGUUACAUUGAAUUUCAUGUUUUGUAAUAGCAAGCUUUAGACCAAAGAUCAUUCCAUGUAGUCCAGAACUACUCUCUUUCUAUUUGAUUAGUUGAAACUGAAUAUUUUACUGCUUC
Molecule: messenger RNA, 1701 nt
Organism: Arachis duranensis
Lineage: Eukaryota; Viridiplantae; Streptophyta; Magnoliopsida; Fabales; Fabaceae
Product: pre-mRNA splicing factor SR-like 1
Exons: 4
Coding region: 117-1469 (450 amino acids)
Cellular component (GO): precatalytic spliceosome
Source: RefSeq, a predicted model, not a curated record